AUGGCUUCCGUGCUAAGUGAUCUAUCCAGGUAUCUCGUCGUGAAUGGCGCCAAGUACAUGAUCAAGAGGGCCAUUGCCCCUGAAGACGAAGAUAUACCCGAUGUCACCACUCCUGAGGAGGAGCAGCCCGAUCCGGUCACCGAAGAGGUAUUCUCUUCGUGGGCGUUGUUCAUUCUUUUGUCUCUCCUAUGUGCCGCGUUGUGGUCGUCUUACUACCUCCAGCAGCGAAGGAUCAAAGCCAUCCACGAGACGGUGCUUUCCAUCUUUUACGGUAUGGUUGUGGGUCUUAUCAUCCGUGUUGCUCCGGGUCAUUACAUCCAAGAUGCCGUCAAAUUUAAGUCUGGCUACUUCUUCAAUAUUUUGUUACCACCUAUUAUUCUCAAUUCGGGAUAUGAGCUACAUCAGGCGAAUUUUUUCAGCAAUAUCGGCUCCAUUCUCACUUUUGCCAUUCCAGGAACUUUCAUUUCCGCCAUUGUGCUAGGUAUGAUCCUUUAUAUUUGGACAGCUUUAGGUGUUGAUGGUGUUCAUUUGGAAUUCGUGGAUGCGUUGGCUGUUGGAGCUACUCUCUCAGCCACUGAUCCUGUCACCAUUUUGUCCAUCUUUAACGCCUACAAGGUGGACCCAAAGUUGUACACCAUUAUCUUCGGAGAAUCCCUUUUGAACGAUGCGAUCUCCAUCGUUAUGUUUGAAACGUGUCAACAGUUCCAUGGUAAGAAUGUGACUUUCUCAUCGCUCUUUGAAGGUGUGGGUUUGUUCUUGAUGACAUUCACCAUCUCCACUAUUAUUGGUAUCUCUGUAGGUAUCAUAAUUGCCUUAAUCUUGAAGCACUCUCACAUUCGCAGAUAUCCCCAAAUCGAAACUUGUUUGGUUUUGCUUUUCGCGUACCAAUCUUAUUUCUUCUCCAAUGGUGCUCAUAUGUCUGGUAUCGUCUCUUUGCUUUUUACGGGAAUCACUUUGAAACAUUAUGCAUACUUCAAUAUGUCCAGAAGAACCCAGAUUGCAACGAAGUACAUUUUCCAGUUUUUGGCUCAGUUGUCCGAGAAUUUCAUCUUUAUUUACUUGGGUUUAACUUUGUUUACUGAGGUGGAAUUGGUGUUCAAGCCAUUGUUGAUCAUCGUUACUUUUAUUCUGAUCUGUGUUGCUAGAUGGUGUGCUGUGUUCCCCUUAUCUAGACUCUUGAACUUUUUGUACAGAGCUCGUUUCGAGAAGUUCAACCGUACAAACUACAUGAAUGGAGGAAUCUCUUCACAGUCCAUUCCAGAGGAAAUCAGUCAUUCUUACCAGAUGAUGAUUUUCUGGGCUGGAUUGAGAGGUGCGGUCGGUGUAGCCUUGGCUCUUGGAAUUGUGGGGGAAGCGAAAUCAGCCCUCUUGGCUACUGUCUUGGUCGUCGUGGUGCUCACUGUUAUAUUCUUUGGUGGUACCACGGCCUCCAUGCUCGAGAUUUUGGGCAUUAAAGUUGGCUGUGUUGAUGAACACGAUAUGUCGGAUGAUGAGUUCGAUAUUGAAGCUCCAAGAUUGGCACUCACAAAUAAACCAAAUGUCAUGAGCAACAGAAGGUUUAACCCAGCUCAGCAAUUGUACCGCAAGGCCAGUGACAAUAACGUCAUCCGGAAAAGCACUUCGAAUAUCACCUCGCCUUACAUUAAGAAUUCUGGCAGUCUGCAUUCACUCAGCUCUCAACACGAGCUUAUGAAUGACGAUGAUGAAUUCAACACCAGUGAUGUGGACGACUUGUUGGCAGGAACUGUUAAUGUCAAUUCUGAUAUCCCCGCAGCAGCAGCAUCUAAUCAGCCUUCAGCUGGAGUUCUCGGUGCAUUUUUGAGUGCUGAAGAGCAUGCGAAGUGGUUCACCAAGUUCGACGAGGAAGUCUUGAAGCCUGUGCUACUUGACAUCUCACCUACUCCAGGAAGCGGUGAGGCAGGCAGUCCGACAAAUAGCGACAACUCUAGAGAGAGAAACGCUUAA
Molecule: messenger RNA, 1965 nt
Organism: Sungouiella intermedia
Lineage: Eukaryota; Fungi; Ascomycota; Pichiomycetes; Serinales; Metschnikowiaceae
Source: the annotation of a GenBank genome assembly